This is a messenger RNA of Closterium sp. Naga37s-1, 1419 nucleotides long. The record is from the annotation of a GenBank genome assembly. Lineage: Eukaryota; Viridiplantae; Streptophyta; Zygnematophyceae; Desmidiales; Closteriaceae.
GGUUGGCUGGAGAUAUUCGGCGUGUCAGCAGCGGUCAUGAAUCCCUACAUGACAGCUGUACCCUUCUUUGGCUUCGCGCUGCUGCAAGCCGGGCCCGUGGGCGUGGUGUGGCCGUGGGUCAUCCUCGCGCCCUUCGCCCUCUGCAUGGUGCUUGUCAUCGCUGAAGUCUGCUCCUCCUUCCCCACGUCAGGCUCGCUGUAUUUCUGGGCGGCCAGCCUGUCACCGCCGCGGUGGAAGCUGCUGGUGGCGUGGGUGACGGUGUGGCUCGAGGUGAUUGGUCUCUCUGUGUGCGCCAGCAGCAUCGCCUUCCCAGCGGCGCAGCUGGUGCAGAUGAUGAUGCACCACAUGUCAGGCGGGGAGCACCUCGCCUCCACGGCCUUCUUCUUCGCCCUCUACUGCGCGCUGCUGCUCUCCUGGGCGCUCCUCAACUCCCUCUCCCUCACCUGCAUCUCGCGCCUCCUCGAUUGCUACGUCUACUUCGCUGUGGCCUACACCAUCACCAUCGUGACAGUGCUGCCAGCAGUAGCAGUGGAGCUCAAACCACCCUCCUUCAUUUUCCUCGAGUACCAGUCAGGCUGUCCCAUCACAGGCGUGUGCUCACUGCUCCCCUCGCUCAUCCUCGCCGGCCUGCUGCCACACUUCUCCUUCUACGGAUUUGAUUCUGCCGCCCACGUCACAGAGGAGACAAGGAACUCGGACGUAUCGGGCCCGAGGGCCAUCCUGGGGUCGUUUCUGGUGCAGGUGGUGUUUGGUUUCGCCAUCCUCGUCACCUUCACCGCCUGCAUCCAGGGCGACUACCGCACUCUCUUCACGGGGGAGGGCUCGUCCUUCAUGGAUCCCGUCGUGCACCUCCUCAUAUCCCUCUUCACCGCUCGCUAUGGCUCCGCCACCGGCGCCUACGUGCUCCUCUUCCUCAUGGUCAUCCACUUUUAUGCCGCCGGCUUCGGGGUCACGCUCGCGUCCUCGCGGGCCAUCUAUGCAGCCAGCAGGGAUGGCGCCAUGCCGUGGUCGCGCGUGUGGCGGACCCUGUCCAGGCGCAACCGCAUUCCUAGCCUCAUCCCCUGUAACGCAUUCCUCCACCUCCACCCUCUCACCGGUAAUCCCCGCAGCUCUCCGACGUUCUUUGGAACAGUGGCAGCGGUGACGUCAGCAGCCUGGCUGGGAACAUACGGCAUUGUCGUCUUCUUCCGCCUCAUCAUCCCUCCGCACCGCUUCAAACCUGGCCCCUUCUCCCUCGGCCGCUGCGCGCGGCCGCUCUGCGUAGUGGCGCUGGGCUAUAUAGUGUACACCAUCGGGGUAUUCAUGGUGCCAAUCUUCUACCCUAUCACGUGGGAGACCUUCAACUAUGCCCCCAUUGGUGAGCUUGUGGCUUCGCUUCUCAUUCACAUGAAAUUUCUGAGUGGGUGUCAUGGUAUUUGA